AUGGAAUCCAUCUCAUUCUCACUUCUGCCAAUCUUAAAUCUUCACUCACACAUUCUUUUUCCAAUCUUUGUGCUGCUGCUUAUUCUCCACCAGCAAAGUCAUAGCACAGNUCUGCCAAUCUUAAAUCUUCACUCACACAUUCUUUUUCCAAUCUUUGUGCUGCUGCUUAUUCUCCACCAGCAAAGUCACAGCACAGCCAACGCUGCUGCCCAGUUUGGUCAAUUGGGUUUUGAUCAUACGAUUGCAACUUCAAGCCUUCAUGAUGUUAAGGUCCCGAUGAAAGCUGUGGGCAUACGUGAAAGUGAUGUUCAUCACUUCGAGAAUAUGAGAUGUGCAAAUUUUGUUGUGAAAAAGCCUACAGUAAUUGGGCAUGAGUGUGCUGGGAUCAUAGAAGAAGUAGGUAGUGAGGUGAAAUCUUUGGCUGUGGGCAAUCGUGUGCAGUGGUUACCACUUGCUUCUCACGUAGCUACGAUACAUAAGUAG
Ilex paraguariensis (yerba mate) is the source of this 483-nucleotide messenger RNA. Lineage: Eukaryota; Viridiplantae; Streptophyta; Magnoliopsida; Aquifoliales; Aquifoliaceae. The record is from the annotation of a GenBank genome assembly.